Molecule: messenger RNA, 769 nt
Organism: Melampsora larici-populina 98AG31
Lineage: Eukaryota; Fungi; Basidiomycota; Pucciniomycetes; Pucciniales; Melampsoraceae
Exons: 6
Coding region: 37-423 (128 amino acids)
Source: RefSeq, a predicted model, not a curated record
AGCAUCACCAUCUUCUCCUUUCGAUUAUCAAACCAAAUGGCGGAUUCCAGUGACAGUAGUAUAGAUCCCAAUGCUUUAGCUCAGGCCGGUCUUUUUGACGCAUCUGCACUUUUUGGACCUUCCUCUCCUCAAGGGCGUGCAAGUCCUAUUCAAAGUGAUCAUUCUUUCUUGACUUCAUCUACAUUCAAUGAAACUGCUGAUCUGUUAGGUAUGACUGAAGAGUAUCGUAACUUGGCAUCAAGAAUCAUCAGCAAAUCAACUCCAGAGAACCAGUAUGAAAAUUAUAUUUGUCUUUCAACAUCCAUACUUCAAGCUGUGCGGUCUAGACCGUCAAACUUAGAUGAAUCCACUGUAAAUAAACGACAAAAGUUGUCAUGGGAGCCAAGCGCUACAUAUGUGGAUUGGCUCAACGCAAUCACUUGAGAGACCCUUCUCAGUGCAAAAAUCACAUCAUACAGUGAUUCAGUGAAUGCAGAUCCCAUUGAAGAUUCUUUUGACCGACUCAUCUGGGAGGCGAUCAUGGCACAAACCGAUUCUUUUAAGCGUUCCCACUUCCCAGAAGGAUUUGGAACUACAAGUGGCUCGGGUGUUACCUCAACUGUGAAGACACACAUGCAAAACCAUGCAAUGAAAAAUGCAAAGGCUGAAUUACGAAUCAAGCUCAUGAUUGGUGUGCUACCAAGGGUUAAUGUUGCACCCACAAUCCCAGUUCCUGAGAUUAACACAAUACACCUCAAGGUACAUAACUACUGUGUUGAGAAAUCAAAAG